CGUAAAUAUUUUUAUAUAAGUCUUAGGACCUCGAAGUUCACUAAUUUAGAACUCCCACUUAAAUAACUCUCACCUAAAAAACUUUUUGAUUCAGUCGUGUUAAUAAAAUCGGAUUGUGUAAUUGAUUAGUUUUAGAGCGUUUGAUUAAAAAUGCUCCCUUCGUUCUUAAAUAAGUGUGGGGUCGGAUCCCAGUGCGGAAAAACUAUGACUAUUUCGAUAUCAACUCGUUUAAAAGGGACUAUUUUUUGUAAUCUGUGACAUAAUACUUUCAAGAAAACGAAAUAGAAGAAGGACCCACACCAAAUAACACUAGGACUAAAACGGAAAUUAAUCAAAUUAUAACCACAAAAAAUUUUUAAACCAUUUUGUAUACAAUAAAUGGCAACUUCUCUUAAAAGGAACAGCAGUCGAAGACGCCUUGCAGCAAUAACGUUCCUAUCGAACAUCUCUUUGGACGGUAGCUAUCGUGAUACACGUCUAUCCCUUUUACCAAGAAACGGAGCAAUCACAAAACCAGAUCAAUUUAACGAGGUUCUUAUUGAAGAAUCAGACGAUGGUUUUAGCGAUUGCGAACCAAAUUAUGGCAAACCACGGGAAUAUGCAAAGAAAAAGUUUAAAUCUAAAGCUUAUAGUUCAGAUGCGGUUUCCUUAAGUUCCGAUUCUGAAAGUGUUGUUACUCCAGUUAAAAGUAAUCAAGACGAAAAUGUACCAAAAAGUACACCUAGUAAAGAUAGAUAUUCCGAGCCUGUACAAGAGAAAAAAGUCAGUUUAAGACGUAAAAUUGGUGGACCGCAAGUAUCUUUGGGUAACGAUAACGAUAGACAUCAUGCUAGCAGUACAGAAAGCUUGACGCUUCUAAAUGUACGUACAAAACCUGGUUCGGCCCCAGCAGCUAUUCCUGAAGAUAUUAUCACCUCAGAAACGAAAUUCGUCGAUCCAAAACGUUAUAAAUUUAAUAACGAAAGGAUCGUGAUGGUGUCUUCGAAAUAUCUACCGUUUUAUGUCUGCUCAAUAAUUCCUUAUGUGAAAAAUCUACGUACUUCACGACCGGAAAUAAGAAGGGAAAUUAACCGGAAACGAAAUACUUCGGGUACUCGACCUCUUUCGGUUGUUGGAGAACUUGCAGAUCCAUUCGAUGCUUUUGGGAUUAGAAAAAAUUUAGAUGGACAAGAAGUUUCUUACGGAGAAUUAUUAGUCCCGUCUCGAGCAGUUAAGGAUUUCCGAGAUAGGAAGUGCAACUCGACGGAUGAGGUGCAAUUAAGAAAAAACGGGAAAUUGCCACAUCAAGCAAUAGCAAGGACAAAAGUAAUAACAUGGCAGCCUGAUUAUAAAUGGUGUUUCUCGUACGAUCAAUCUGCCCAAAAAGCAACGGCUCACGUUUUGGCAACAUCCCCACCAAGCGACAUUAAAAAGGAAGACGAUGUAACAUUCUCAACAUUAAUUUAUCACCCAAAUCUUCUCGACGAUCCUGAAUUAAUCGCUGGGAAGCACCGAACUUUAUUAACUUUCACUUCUUAUAUGACAUCCAUCAUCGAUUAUGUCCGACCUUCCGAUUUAAAGAAGGAAAUUAACGACAAAUUUAAAGAAAAAUUCCCUCACGUACAAUUAACUCUAAGUAAAUUAAGAAGUUUAAAAAAAGAAAUGCGUAAAAUAGCCAAAUUAGAACCAGGAAUUGAUUUAUUAUCGGUAGCCCAAGCAUAUGUCUACUUCGAAAAACUCAUCUUACGCGGCUUAAUCAACAAACAAAACCGAAAAUUGUGCGCAGCUGCGAGUUUAUUACUUUCAGCAAAACUCAACGAUGUUAAAGGUGACAUUUUAAGGGGAUUAUUGGAUCGAAUCGAAGCUGUUUUUCGUGUAAACCGUAAAGAGUUGGUUAACGCGGAAUUUGCGGUCCUUGUCGCCCUCGAAUUUGGACUACAUGUGCCCACGUGGGAGGUACACCCGCAUUAUCAGCGUUUAUUGUACGAAUCCUGACCAUGGUUAACCGUGUUCAAUAGAUCUCCAAAUAAUUUUGGUUGGAUCAAUAAUUAUGGAUCGUGUAUUUGCGAUGAUGCGAGUUUUAUUUUAAACUGAAAGAUAACAUAACAAAUAAAAUAAAAGAUGUGGUUAUAAUGAGUUAAUGAAAAAUUAUCUGUAAUAGGUACUGUGAUAGUAAAAAAAAUUAAAAGAACACUUCUUAGAAUUUUUGGAACGUUUAUGAAAUUAUGAAUCUUUAAAUUGGACCUAUUUAGUAUUAGUUCUUAAAAUUUUUGCAUGAAGUAAUAUCAUUAACGUGAUAUAACGUUGUUAUAUCAUUUGACAUUGACUUAACUUUGAAGUUAUGAAUUUUUUAUUAAAAAUGUGUAAAAAUAUAACACCUUUAAAACUUGUGUAAUGUAAUAACUUAAGAAUCAAACGCAGUACUUAUCGUAUCUCAAAUUUGAAACAUAAAAAUGUACAACACAAAACGUAAUCUUUGAUACAUUUUUUAAUGUUCUAAGAAAGCAUCGAAUUAAAUAUAGUUAGUUUAUUUUCGUUUGAUCAUUACCUCAUUUAGAAGAAAAUUUUAAUCUUCCAGGAUGUAGUGAUUGAACUCUGGAAAUAAAUGUACUCUUUUUACUUUGUAGAUAUACGAGUUAAUACAAAUUAAUGAUAUUUACGGAGUGAUAUUUUAUAAGGUAAUGUACUUAAAGUUUAAGAUUUUUUCUCUUGUAAAUAAGGCCAACUUUUGUUGUUAUUUCCUAUUUUAUGAUUUUCCGAUUACUUUUGUCGUCCUGUGUGUUAACUAAUAUUAUUGUUCCUUUUUCGAGUAUUUAUGUCACAGUUAUUUACUUGGUAAUGUAACCCUAAAAUACAGUAAAACAUAAAAUUAUAUUACAAAAA
Onthophagus taurus is the source of this 2862-nucleotide messenger RNA. RefSeq names its product CDK5 and ABL1 enzyme substrate 2. Gene Ontology annotation, biological process: regulation of cell cycle. Lineage: Eukaryota; Metazoa; Arthropoda; Insecta; Coleoptera; Scarabaeidae. The record is from RefSeq and is a predicted model, not a curated record.